Molecule: messenger RNA, 1725 nt
Organism: Oldenlandia corymbosa var. corymbosa
Lineage: Eukaryota; Viridiplantae; Streptophyta; Magnoliopsida; Gentianales; Rubiaceae
Source: the annotation of a GenBank genome assembly
AUGUGUAACCGUCCGACGACUUCUCUGAUGCAAUUGCCAUCGGCCAUGGCCAAGAAGGCGAAGAAAAAGGGGGAAACGGAAAGAACAGAAGCUCAGGGACAAAAACCAGUGGAAAAGGAAUGGCAGAGUAAAGCAAGUAGCUCGAAAUGCCAAUCAGAAGCUAAGGAGGAACAAAGAGUAAAUGUGACAGGAGGAAAGAAUGAAAUACAAGGUAAGACUAAGGAUAAGGAGACAGUGAGGCGAGAAUCACAUAAGACAGUUGCAAGUGGGAAGAGCAGUAGCAAGCCACAGGAGGAGAAGCCCAGUGAUGAUGAAGGCAUACAAAUCAUGAAUCACAAACGUGUUAAGAUCACAGAAGGAAGAAGAAAUGUAACUGGAAAGCGGAUUAUGAUGGGAGAUUUUAAUUGCAUGAGGAAGGCUGAAGAAAGAAUUGGAGGUACCUAUGGAAUCAGUCCUGAUACUGAGUUUAAUAAGAUGAUUGAAACCAAUAAGCUAUGGGAGAUGAAGGUGAAUGGUGGCAGGUUCACCUGGUCUAACAAGCAAUUGGGAGACAUGAGAAUACUAUCCAGGAUUGACAGAAUAAUGGUUAAUGAGGAAUGGUUACAAAAGUUUCCAGAAGCUUAUGCUAAUGUGUUACCAGCAGGCAUCUCAGAUCGUAAUGCUUUUCUCAUUAGAUGGGGAGAUCAAGUGUAUGCUUCUAGGAAUGGAUACAAUAGUGGAUUUUACAAGAAAGCAUGGAGCAUUGUUGAAGAGGAUGUAUGUGAUGUUGUAUUGGAGUUCUUCAAGACAGGAAGAAGGUCGUCGCCGUCAUACAGGGAAACAAUGAUGAAUGGAAAAUGGGACCCAGAAUUCAAUUCAUUUGAAGAUGAAGAGGAGAUUGACAUCCUGGAUGAUGAUGUUAUGUUUGAUUUAGGUGGUUCUAUCCCUAAGGCCAUCACUUCAGACAGAGUGGAGGAGCAACUCGCGAGGUUUUGGAAAGAUGUGUUGGUGGUCCGUUUAAUAGGAAAGACGGUGAAGAAUUUUGAGGCAUUCAAACGUCGUUUAAGAUCAUUAUGGUGGAGUACGAAAGGGUUCUCAACUCUGGACCAGCAGAAUGGUUACCAUCUGUCACCAAUAAAGGGAUCGGAGACGAAGCUUGAACAAAGGAUUUCGGUGGCCGGAGAUGGGGUGCCAACUAGUGGGACAAAGGAUCACGGGGAACCACACCUCGGGGAGUGGGUGUAUGCCAAAACUAGAAGGGCCAGACCUUUACAGCAAGGUGCACAAGCCCAAGUAGGGAAAUUCUCCACUUCUCGUAAUAACAGUGGGUCCAGAUUCGAUAUGCUGAGUAAUCUCGAGGAGACCGACAUUGACCUACCAGGGAAGGUGGCAGGAAACUUGGAGGAGAGAAUCAAUCCAGACAAAACAAGGUUUAAAAACCAAUCAGAAAGUCAACUGGGUCCUAUGAGACUGAAAUUGCAUGAGGGGGUCCCUGAGGAGUACGAAUGGAAGUCCAAAGAAGAAGCGGAGGGAAGUCAAAGGAGCCACUACCAAUGGGAUAAGGCCAGGAGUGAUAAUUUCAUUGAUGAGAAUGGGAAGGAACCAAGGCCGCCAGACGACGAUGAAGGUGGUUUGGGACCAAGGAUGACCCAGGAUGAUGACCAGGAGCCAAAUCAGAUACCGGAGGAGAGAUGUGUUAUGGAUGAGGAUACCGACAAAUCGUCUGUAUCUCCAAUCUCUAACUAA